Messenger RNA from Hyposmocoma kahamanoa, 1557 nucleotides. RefSeq lists its product as uncharacterized. Gene Ontology annotation, molecular function: catalytic activity. Bases 1 to 1557 code for a protein of 518 amino acids. The transcript has a single exon. Lineage: Eukaryota; Metazoa; Arthropoda; Insecta; Lepidoptera; Cosmopterigidae. The record is from RefSeq and is a predicted model, not a curated record.
AUGAAAAUAAAAAGUCAUAAGAAGAGUAAGUUUAAACAACGGCUGCACUUCCUCCCAAUGAAGGUGCACCUCACUAACAUCCGAGGCCUGCACUCUAACCUUGAUCCGGUCCACUACCACCUAGAGACUGAGAAGCCGCACCUAUUCUUCUUAACGGAGACGCAAAUAGUAACACCGUCUGACGUUGCGUACCUCAACUACCCAGGAUACUCGCUUGAGCAUAAAUUUCUGCAGCGAGCUGGGGUUUGCGUAUACGUACGUGACGACAUUUGCUAUCGGCGUCUCCGUUGCUUUGAAAGUAACGGGUUUUCACAUGUUUGGAUUCUGGUGGACACAGGAAUGGAGAAAUAUCUCUAUAUCUGUGUCUACAGAUCGCACAGUGGUGACCAGGAGACAACUAAGCUCUUCGUCCACCUAACUGAGAUGGCAGAUAAAGCCCAACAACGGUACCCUUCAGCAGAGCUUAUUUUUCUCGGGGACUUUAAUGCUCACCACAGUGAGUGGCUGUUUCCGUACGUAAAAACAGACCAUGCUGGGAGGGAGGCGCGCAAAUUUGCAUUAUCGCUAAAUCUCACCCAGCUGGUAAGCCAAGCAACGCGGGUACCGGAUGUUGACGGACAUGCAGCCAAUUGUUUGGACCUUCUGUUGACAACAGAUCCACACGGUCACUCGGUUUCGAUCUCGGCACCGCUGGGAACAUCCGACCACUGUGUGGUGAAAUCCGUGUCGACUUACUCUCCUCCUGAUGACUGUCCAAGAGGUACAAGAAGAGUAUGGCGAUACGAGUCAGCAGAUUGGGAUGAGAUGCAGCACUUCUUUGCGUCUUAUCCUUGGCGGCAAGUCUGCUUUUCCUCGGGUGAUCCCUCGUGUUCUGCUGAUGCGGUUGCAGAUGUGAUCCGGCAGGGAAUGGAGUACUUUAUUCCAUUCUCCGACAUUCCACUGGGUCACAAAGCCCGACCUUGGUAUAACGUGGACUGCGCACGUGCUGAGGCCCGUAAGCAGUCUGCUUACCAAGCAUGGGUGCAAGCUCGCGACCGCAAAGUUCGAGCCCGGAGGGUUCGCGCGAGAAAGAGAGCUUUUAAUUCUGCCGCCAAGUCCUGCAAACGCGAAUUCCGGAAGGCUAGAUUCAACCAUAUCAGCAGGAUCGGGACCAGGCUUGCAUCCUACCCUCCUGGUAGCAAGCAGUUCUGGUCCCUGUCCAAAGCAGUUGAAUCCAACUUCUGCCGUCCCACCUUGCCUCCCAUGCAGAAACCUGACGGAUCACUGGCUCACUCUGCAACGGAUAAAGCAAACUUAUUUGCUGUAAUGUUUGCAAGCAAUUCGCAUCUAGAUGCAGGCUCAAAACAUCCACCAAAUUUACCUCGUUGUGACACUUCAAUGCCGGAGGUCACAAUCCACGCAAAAGAGGUUCGUAGAGCUCUGCGAAGUCUAGAUGUGAAUAAGGCCAGUGGUCCUGAUGGUAUACCAGCACGGGUACUGAGGCUUUGCGCGCCUGAGCUAACUCCUGUACUGACGUGUCUGUACCGCCUCUCACUAAAAACGAGAAUACUAUUCUAA